AUGUCCGGUGUAUCUCUUGCUGUAGCGCCUCAAGAUGAGGUUGACAGAGCCACAGGUGCUGACCAAAGAACUCUGAUAAAUCACCCGCAGCAGCAGUCAAGAGCAGUGGGGACUGUGUUGGGGUCAUUGCGAGUAACUGAGCUUCAACUAGUGGCCUUCAUUAUGGUUUUCUCAGCCAGUGGCCUCGUCCCACUUCUAGAUUUAGUCUUCCCCGCCUUUACAUCAGCUCAUCUACUGGCACUUUCACGUUUUGUCUUCCCCUCUCAUGGCAAGUCUUCCUCGAGCUCGCUGGAGAUCUUCCAAGGGAGCAAACUGUUCAGGUUUUAUGUUGUUGUAGGAACCACGGUCGGGCUGUUCUUGCCACUGGCUUACAUGUUAGGUGGAUUCGCCGGAGGGGAUGAUGAAGCAGUUCGCUCAGCCACACCUCACUUGUUCUUGCUCUCGUUUCAAAUACUAACUGAGAACAUCAUCUGCGGGUUAUCGUUAUUUUCAGCACCAGUGAGGGCACUGGUUCCAUUGCUUUAUACUGUCAGGCGACUCUUUCUGAUCAUUGACGGGAUAUCUGGUGUUUGGUUCAGCAGAACUCUGCCCGUCACUGCGGAACCAAAGGACAUGGCCUGGUUUUGGUUUCGGAGGGCUCUUGCUGUUGCCAAUCUAGUGUAUUUCUCAGCUAAUCUCUUCUGCUUCCUGAUUCCAAGGUUCCUUCCUCUGGCUUUUGAGAAGUACUUCAGGAAGAGAGAAGAGAUUCAGGGAAAGUAUGCAGAGGAUAAACGUUCAACCUCUGCAAACAAAUCUCAACCAACAGAUAAAAAAACUGACUGAUUCUGUUCCUUUAAAUGGCGUUUUCAUUUCUGCUCAUAAAAAAAUCCUUGUUUCAGACGAAGAUAUUGGUUUCUUUGUAAUGUAAAAGCAGUAGAUUUUCCCUUUGAUUUCUU
Messenger RNA from Mangifera indica (mango), 935 nucleotides. RefSeq lists its product as uncharacterized. NCBI's taxonomy places the organism in Eukaryota, Viridiplantae, Streptophyta, Magnoliopsida, Sapindales, Anacardiaceae. Bases 1 to 822 code for a protein of 273 amino acids. The record is from RefSeq and is a predicted model, not a curated record. The transcript is spliced from 3 exons.